This is a messenger RNA of Fusarium falciforme, 312 nucleotides long. RefSeq lists its product as hypothetical. The transcript has 3 exons. The record is from RefSeq and is a predicted model, not a curated record. NCBI's taxonomy places the organism in Eukaryota, Fungi, Ascomycota, Sordariomycetes, Hypocreales, Nectriaceae. Bases 85 to 312 code for a protein of 75 amino acids.
UUUGUAAAUCACUCGCAUACAUCCGGCCCAUUUGCCUUCGAAUACUCUAUCAAAACGAUACCUGUACCAUCAACCAUCAUCAACAUGCCCACUUCUACUUCGACUUCGCCGAUGCAAAUGCCCCGCGAGCCGGCUCCCGCCGCGUUCCCGGCCGGACAGAACAACGCCGAGCAGCCGCGCCCGGUUCAGCCCAUGUCCAUGGAGAAUCAACCCACCAUGGGAAUGCGAGGAGGCAAGGGUGACGGUGGUGCCAUCUGCUGCGGCAUCUGCGCUGGACUCUGCUGCUUCGAGUGCCUAGACUGCUGCUGUUAA